Molecule: messenger RNA, 1014 nt
Organism: Gopherus flavomarginatus (Mexican gopher tortoise)
Lineage: Eukaryota; Metazoa; Chordata; Testudines; Testudinidae
Gene: NAXE
Product: NAD(P)HX epimerase
Exons: 6
Coding region: 37-924 (295 amino acids)
Cellular component (GO): mitochondrion
Molecular function (GO): NAD(P)HX epimerase activity
Source: RefSeq, a predicted model, not a curated record
AGCGGAGCGAGGCUGGACGGCGGCAGCCGCAGCUGGAUGUCCGGGCUCAGGGCGCUGCUGGGGCUCGGCCUGCUGGUCUCUUCGGGCUCUCGGCUGGUGGCGGCGGGCGGGGGGCGCUGCCCGGUCCAGCGGGGGCCUCCUGCGGGGAUCUGGGGCGCAGCGGGGGCCGGGGGCGCAGGCCGGGGGCGCAGCAGCAGCGCCAUGCAGAACCCGGGGCGCAGCGGGGUCAAGUACCUCAGCCAGGAGGAAGCACAAGCCAUCGAUCAAGAGCUCUUCUCGGAGUACAAGUUCAGCGUCGACCAACUCAUGGAGCUGGCGGGGCUGAGCUGUGCGACGGCCAUUGCCAAGGCCUAUCCACCCAGCUCCUUCACCAAAAGCCCGCCCGCGGUGCUGAUCGUCUGUGGCCCGGGGAAUAACGGAGGGGACGGCUUGGUCUGUGCCAGGCACCUGAAGAUGUUUGGCUACGAGCCGAGCGUGCAUUACCCCAAGCGGCCCGGCAAAGCUCUGUUUGAAGGAUUGACAACUCAGUGCCAGAAGAUGGACAUUCCCUUUCUCUCGGAGUUCCCGUCAGAGGCUAUGCUGAUUGAUGAGCUGUAUGGCUUGGUGGUGGAUGCUAUUUUUGGAUUCAGCUUCAAGGGAGCCGUGCGGGAACCUUUUGGCAGCAUCCUCAGGACCUUGGAGCAAGUCACCGUCCCCGUCGCCAGCAUCGAUAUCCCCUCCGGCUGGGACGUGGAGAAAGGCAGCCCCGACGGCAUCCAGCCCGACAUGCUCAUUUCUCUCACUGCCCCCAAGAAGGCUGCGCAGCAUUUUGCUGGCCGCUAUCACUUCCUGGGGGGCAGGUUUGUGCCAAUGGCUCUGCAGCAAAAAUACUCACUUAAUCUGCCGCCCUACCCCGAGACUGACUGCAUCCUGCAGUUACCCUAGCCGGGGCCAGGCAGGAUCGGCUUUAUCCAAAAUCUGAACGACAGGGGGGGAUUGGAUUGUGAAGCAGAGACGAGUCCUGCCCAGUGUUUG